AUGGCUUCUCAAGAACCUGAAGAUCUUGAGCUUGUCGAAGUACCUAAGGUGGGUAUGUCGUUCCCGUCAAUUGAAGAUGCAUUUGAUAUGGUACAAAAGUAUGUGUUUUCUGAGGGUUUUGGAUUUGUGAAAUUUUCUCGUUCAACCAAUAAAACGGGAAUUUGUGUUUGUCAUAAGUUUGCUUGUCACAAGGGAGGGACGAGGAAGGAAAGAAAUUAUAAGAGGGAAAGGAAAAGACCAGUGGCGAGAACUAAUUGUCCGGCAAAAGUUAAUCUUGCACAAAGAGAGGGUGGUCGAUGGAAAAUUACACAAGUAUAUGUGGAACACAAUCAUGACAUGGAUCCAAGAAAUUCUCGGUUCUUAAAUGCGCAUCGGACUGUGCCAUCACUUUUAAAAAGAAGAUUUGAGAUGUUUGAUGCAACUGGUGUUAAGAUGAGGAAAGUCAUUAGAGCCGUAACUGCAGAAGCUGGUGGGCCAGAGAACAUGCCUUGUCUACCUAGAGAUUGUCGUAAUUAUGUUGAUAAAGCUCAAAGGGAAAGAAUUGGAGGUGUUGAUGUUGAAGCUCUUUAUAUCCUUUUUACAAGGAUGAGUCGUGCAGCUUAUAAAGAAUUCAAUGAUGUAGUAACUUUUGACACCACAUAUUUGUUAAACAAGUAUAAAAUUCCAUUUGCCCCAUUUGUUGGAGUAAACCACCAUGGUGGGAAGGCACCUGAAGCCAUAAUAACAUACCAAUGCCCUAGUAUAGGAAAGGGAAUUAGUAUCGUAUUCCCACAUGCUAGGCAUAGGUGGUGUUUGUGGCAUAUUCUUGUAAAGUUUCCUGAAAAAUGUGGGGGAUUUAAGAAGUAUGACGAAUUGAGAAAGGCAUUUUUGGAUGUAGUAUAUGAGAACUUGAUUGUGGAUGAGUUUGAAAAUAAAUGGGCUCAAAUGAUAAAAGAUUUUAAGUUGGAAGAAAAUAAUUGGUUUCAAACUUUGUAUGAAGGAAGAGAGAAAUGGGUACCUGUUUUUGUAAAAGAUAAAUUUUGGGCGAGAAUGUCUUCCUCACAGCGAAGUGAGAGUAUGAACGCAUACUUCGAUGGGUAUGUACAUAGAAAAACAUCACUGAAAUCAUUUGUGGAGCAGUAUGAAAUGGCAUUGGGUGACAAAAUUGAUAAGGAAAUAUUCGCCGAUGCUCAAUGA
Molecule: messenger RNA, 1176 nt
Organism: Spinacia oleracea (spinach)
Lineage: Eukaryota; Viridiplantae; Streptophyta; Magnoliopsida; Caryophyllales; Amaranthaceae
Product: protein FAR1-RELATED SEQUENCE 5-like
Exons: 3
Coding region: 1-1176 (391 amino acids)
Source: RefSeq, a predicted model, not a curated record